AUGUCGAUUAAAUGGAAUUUAGCUCGUCAGAAAGCGGCUGAAGAAAGUCGUCGAUUAUCUUUUACAUCACAUAUCGAUUUAAAUGGAUUAGAUAAAGUCGAACCAAAUUUAGUUAUCGAUAUAAUACGACGCCCAUCUAUCCAGAAUUAUACAUCGCUAAAGAAAUUUCUAUCCAAAUGCAAUCGCCGUUGGUUAGAAAAAUUUCUCAAUAUGGACGGAAUGGAAGUGCUUCUAGAAACGAUGGAAAUAUUAUGUGAUCAAGGCUGUGCUUCCGUUGCUGAUGCUUUUAUUCAAUUGGAAUGCAUACUUUGUAUAAAAGCAAUUUUAAAUUCAACAGCUGGCAUUGAAUACAUCACUGACUGUAAGCAGGCUUCUCGUUUGAUUGCUAAAGCUUUAAAUUCUGAGAGUGUAAUGGUCAGGAAGCAAAUUGUUGAAAUUUUAUCUGCGAUCAGCAUGUAUUCAGCUGAGGGCAGGGAUGUUGUUAUGGAAGCUUUAGAGAACUUUAAAGUAAGCUUGCAACUAAGAUCGAAAUUUCCAUAUCAAAUCAUAAUUGAUGAAUUACGAGAUGAAAAUAUCACAGCUUACAAAGCUACCUUAGUAACAUUUGUAAAUUGCGUCCUAAGAGGAGAAGAAGAUAUCGAUCGCCGAAUUUUGUUAAGAAAUGAAAUGAUAGGUUACGGUCUAUUAGAUGUAAUAAAUAAAUUAAGGCUAAAUGAUGAUGACAAGGAUCUUGAGAUUCAAAUUGCAACAUUUGAUGAAGAAUUAUCAAAAGAUGAGCAUCAGUUAUUGGAACUAAUAGAUACUCCUAGAGAAGACAGUUUUCCGCAUUUUCAACUAUUUAAUGCUAUUUUUAUAAAGGUUAUCCCUAAUUCUAGUUUUACGAAUGAUUGA
This is a messenger RNA of Trichoplax adhaerens, 891 nucleotides long. RefSeq lists its product as uncharacterized. Gene Ontology annotation, biological process: actin cytoskeleton organization. Gene Ontology annotation, molecular function: small GTPase binding; actin binding. NCBI's taxonomy places the organism in Eukaryota, Metazoa, Placozoa, Uniplacotomia, Trichoplacea, Trichoplacidae. The transcript has 5 exons. The coding region runs from base 1 to 891 and encodes 296 amino acids. The record is from RefSeq and is a predicted model, not a curated record.